Messenger RNA from Botrytis byssoidea, 471 nucleotides. RefSeq lists its product as uncharacterized. Lineage: Eukaryota; Fungi; Ascomycota; Leotiomycetes; Helotiales; Sclerotiniaceae. The transcript is spliced from 4 exons. The coding region runs from base 1 to 471 and encodes 156 amino acids. The record is from RefSeq and is a predicted model, not a curated record.
AUGUCACGUCAAAAAAGGCGAGCCAUCUAUGGGGUCUUCUGCUUUGGAACCCUGCGAGUGCUUGCUAAGAAUACCUCUUUCAAAGCUUUUUUCAUUCCAUCCUAUAAGACGUAUGGCGUUCUUGGAGAACAUGGAGAUCCUUUCUGGGUUGGCAUGAUUGCUAUCAUCACUGUGUAUGCUGAAACCUUUGCCCUUGUCAUCGUUAGCUGCAUACCUGCUCUCUCCACUUUCUACAUCGGCACAUUUACGAAAAGCCGCUUCUACUUAACACUCAAGUAUGGCAUUUUAUACCGACUGAGAAGGUCCGAGGCGUCCAAUUUUGAAGCGGCAAGAAUGUUGUCAAUAUCAGAAUGCCCGAACGCAAAUCAAAAAAGCCAUCUCAAGCUUCCUCAUACUCAACAUUAUGGAACCAAGAGUCUGGACAAGUCGGUCAAUCAUCCUGAUCUAGCUUUCAAAUCUUAUGAUGUAUAG